This is a messenger RNA of Neohortaea acidophila, 413 nucleotides long. RefSeq lists its product as uncharacterized. The coding region runs from base 84 to 329 and encodes 81 amino acids. The record is from RefSeq and is a predicted model, not a curated record. NCBI's taxonomy places the organism in Eukaryota, Fungi, Ascomycota, Dothideomycetes, Mycosphaerellales, Teratosphaeriaceae. The transcript has a single exon.
GAAGUUGGCAGUGGUGUGAAUUUGUUGCAUAUGGGCGGCUUUAGUGAUACCCCGACUGCUGCCGGCAAAUCCUGCCUUGAAUAAUGAGCCAGAUCAGAAAUCUAAAUGCUUAUGGACUUGCGUGGACAUGGCUUGCCGCCACCCAUCUUCCCUCAGCCCGCACCACCGUCGUGAGUCGUGAAAUGCUUGAGGUACACUUGGCCAGCGUGUGUUGGGUGCAGUUCGCUUGGGGAAGGCAGAAGUGGGGUGGAGGGAAGUGGGGUGAAAGAGCUUCACCACCGACCGAGGCUGCUGGGCGCGUUGAAUUACUGGCUGCGGGGAGGAAUUAGUGAGGGCCUUGCGCUGCGCAGGCCUUCGCUUGACUGCAGGUGGUGCAAGUCUGGGCGCGCUGCGGGGCGGCGGCGGCAUGGGCC